Owenia fusiformis is the source of this 2249-nucleotide messenger RNA. Lineage: Eukaryota; Metazoa; Annelida; Polychaeta; Sabellida; Oweniidae. The record is from the annotation of a GenBank genome assembly.
ACGAAAAGGAGAAAUGAGGUUGAGAAUGUCAAUGGAUAAAAUCUUCAUAUCUCGGAGAUUUCAACACUGAUUUAAUCAUAAAUAUCGUUGAAUUCAGUAUAAAUAUAUAAUCUACAAAGACAUCAUAGUUGGAUUAACUCAUAUUGGAUAUACGCAGUGAUAUUACUCUGAUAAUUAGGAACAGUCUAAAUUUUCCCAAAAUGGCGACAACCCCGUCUCCGACGCCAGAAACGAAUGCAAAGUACUCGCCGGUUUCGCAGACUUCGUCCCCCCACUCGUCACCUAUAUUGAACGGAAAUAAGAAGGCACACAACAGUCCCAGCCAUUCAGGAACACGUUAUAAGCUCAUACACGAAGGAGAUAUACAAGUGUGUAGGCUAAACCAUACCAGAACAAUCGUCAGUAAAAUUAUGAACUCAAAAUAUUUACGACGAUGGGAAGCACAUCAUUUAGAGCUUGCAGAUUGCGAGAUACGUUCUUCUACGCCAGUAGGAUUCAUGGACUGUGCCAUAGCUUACAGCACUAUAGAGGAAGCUAACAUUAUAUCACGCUGGGAUGCUGGACAAAAAUUCUGUAUACGGGUCACGAUACCAGAUGGUUCAGUCCUUUUACAAGCAAAUAACAGCUAUCUCAGAGACCAGUGGCUACAUUCAAUAGUAUGGAAGAGACAUGUUUUAAAGUAUGACAAAUUAUUGAAGAACACACGGCGGCCAGAAGUAUUAAUUAAAGAAAUAAAGAGUAUGAUAGAUAUGACAUUAAAUACACCAAUACAAGACCCACUGGUCUACCAAUUUCCAUUAGAACUAGUAUCACAACUAUUAUCACAGAAUCAGGAUUUUAUAACUAGACUCGCACAUGAGAACAUAAUAGUAGCGCUAGCACCACUUUUAGAAAAUAACCAUCCAACACAAGAAAUAUGUGACUUUUUUAGUAAGCAUUGUAAAAAUAGUCCUCGGUCAAACGUAGUGAUAGAACUGUUUACCCCUGUUGUGCAGCGAAUCCUCAAACAUAAUACAGAUUUUGGGAAGUAUCCAAGAAUGCGUACUUUUGUUACGGAAUACAUUCAGGCGCUGAACUCUCAAAAUGAUGGCCACAAAGUUGUCCAGGCUUUUGUUCACAGUAUGCAUGGUCCUGGGUCAAAUUGUCCCCAUCCACGGGUCCUGCCUAACCUAGUUGCUGUCUGUCUGGCCUCUAUAUAUAACUGCUACGAAGAUAAGAAGAGUAAUUUGAAUAUCCACAGUACGAAUCAAGAAUCGGCUUGCUGGUUGGAGGAAAUUGAAGGUCGUCUCAAAUGUUUCACAAACAUGUUUUGUACAAUAUCUGAGUAUGAAGACUGGCGGCCCAAUCUUAGCAGUUUACUUCAACCUAUACCAUUUCCUGAUGAGGCUUUGGCUGACAAAACAUUUACAACGUGUUUAAAACAAGUCAUUCAGAAUAUAUCUGAAGACCACAAGUGCGACGUGCAUCGUGCAAUACUCGGUAUACGAGAAGGAAAAGAGGGGUGGUUCCAUCUAUAUUGUCCUGGUGGAAUCGCAUGCGAUGAUGAGGGUGAACUGUAUGGUGUAAUGCUCAAGAUGCUGAUCUCGUGUUGCUGUCGUCGGAAACGGUUUCUUGAGAACCUCAACAAAAUGAUCGGUCCCUGCAUGCUGCUUGCCCUGCGUGAAAAUGAGGCUGCAAUGGAGGUGCUGUGUGCCAUGCUUGAGCUAGAAGUAGUGGACAACAAUGAUGUAAAGAUGCAGAUGAUCACAACGUUACAGAGCACGUCACACGGCAAGAAGAUGUACGCAGAGCUGUGUGACCGCCAGAUAGCCCUCAGAGAACUUCAGCAGAAAGGAGGACCAAAGAAGCUCACAUUACCCACAAAGUCUACAGACCAAGACUUGGGAAAACUCCUCAGUUCCGGUUCAUUUGGUAACCUAGAGUGUCUUAGUCUCGCCUUCACACAGGUCACAAGUUCCUGCGCCAAUGACCUUAUAAAACUGCCCUCGUUGAGAUACCUUAAUCUCUGGUCUACACAGUUUGGUGACACUGGGGUGCAGUUGAUAUCAGAACAUCUCCAGAAACUACAAGUGUUGAAUCUCUGUGAGACACCAGUCACUGAUAGUGGGCUCAGCUGUCUUUCUUCUUUGAAAAGUUUACGCAAACUUAACCUUAAUAGCACCAACUUGUCAGCAUUAGUGUUUGAGGGGCUCAAGGAAAAGUUACCUGCGCUUCAGGAAUGUGAUGUCAGAUAUACAGAUGCCUGGUAG